Brachypodium distachyon (stiff brome) is the source of this 514-nucleotide messenger RNA. RefSeq lists its product as uncharacterized. The record is from RefSeq and is a predicted model, not a curated record. The transcript is spliced from 3 exons. NCBI's taxonomy places the organism in Eukaryota, Viridiplantae, Streptophyta, Magnoliopsida, Poales, Poaceae. Bases 1 to 402 code for a protein of 133 amino acids.
AUGGCACUAGCUGUAUGGAAGCGCACAAUCAGAGCGGCGGCGAGGGCAGGGCAGCAGAGCGGCGGCGAGGGCGGCGGCGGCGCGCAGCAGGACGGUGGCCCGCAGCAGAACGGUGGCCCGUGGGGAGCGGCGGCGGCGGCCCGCAAUAGAACGGUGGCCCACGGGGAGCGGGGAGCGGCGGCGGCCCGCGGCGGCAGCGGCAUCCAGCGAGGAGCGGUGGUUGAGGCGCGGCCGCGCGCGGGUACGGAGGCACCGAGGCAGCCAGUGCCUGAACCAUUGGGGCAUGCGAUGCUCAAGGGAAAGCAGGGAGGGGAUACCGAGACCCCUGGAUCACACGAGCCAAAAGGAAUAUUCCUCUUUGAGAAGAUAUUUGGCAACUGUAAGUUGCCAACAUUUUACUGAUACCUCCCACUCUCAUGUCUACACACGUACAAUUUGUAGUUUGCACCACUCUCUUUUUUUUGGGCGGAUAAGUUUGCACCACUCUCACUCCUAGCUUGCCUUUGCAACUUUG